AUGGGUCUUUGCAUGUUGCCACCUCCUUGCCAAGUAGGUGUGUGCCAGAUCAUGAGCAAAUCGUCUUUUGUACGCGGAACAUGCCGUCGCGCCAAUUUCUCUGAUACUGGUAGGGUUUGGAUCUAUGACCUUGGGAUCGGGCGCGUGUCGCUGUCUGAACAUUGGCGUGCGUCUGGGAAAGUGAUUUGGUUUGUCAAUUUGCCGACCCCCGUGAUGUUCCCUCUGAUGCUCCUGAGCCCGGCAUUGAGAGGCCACCCUGGGUUGAUUUGCACUUGCUUCCCGAUGCUCUCGCCCAGCUGCACCAGACCUUCACCAGCACCAAAGACGCUUCUCUCUUGCCCACCCUCGUACGCGACUCCAUCCACCGUUACCUUCUCGACGAUGAACAAGAACACAGAACAAGAACAUCUGGACUCUGUGUUCAAGCAAAAACGAGCGCUCCGAUCUAGGGUUCGCAAGACCCUCAAGGCUAUGGAGCCUGACCUCAGAUCCCAAGAAGACAAUGCCAUUCAGAGUAUUAUUUUGGAAUCUCCAUGGUUUAAAUCUAGUAGGAGAUUGUGUGCCUAUAUAAGCUGUAGUGCUUUGCGGGAAGUUGACACAUCAAAAUUAUUGUCUGAAACUCUGUCAAAUCCAACUGGAGAUGGCCACACACACAGAGGAAAAAUACUUUAUGUUCCACGCGUGGAGGACAAGAAUUGUCACAUGCGCAUGCUAAGAAUCUCAUGUAUUGAUGAUCUUGUUGCAAAUUCAAUGGACAUCUUAGAACCAGCUCCAGUGGAUAGUGAUGGAAACGAACGUGAAGAUGUUAUUCUAGCAAAUGAGCCAGUUGAUUUGUUCCUCUUGCCUGGACUAGCAUUUGACAGAUCUGGAAGGCGCCUGGGUCGUGGUGGAGGUUAUUAUGAUACCUUCCUGAAGAAAUACCAAGAGCUUGCAAAGGCAAGGGAUUGGAAGCAACCCCUCCUUGUUGUGCUGUCAUAUUCUGUGCAAAUAAUGGAUGAAGGAGUUAUAACAGUCACUCCAAAUGACAUUCUUGUGGAUGCUCUUGUAUCCCCAAUCGAUGUGAUUCCUAUUUGCCAAGCUGCCUUAGACAGUCAAGUAUGUACAGGAUGAAGCUUUGACAUGCAUUUGGAAGUUGGUAACCAAACCAGUUGAUUGCU
Juglans regia (Persian walnut) is the source of this 1157-nucleotide messenger RNA. RefSeq names its product 5-formyltetrahydrofolate cyclo-ligase, mitochondrial-like. Lineage: Eukaryota; Viridiplantae; Streptophyta; Magnoliopsida; Fagales; Juglandaceae. Gene Ontology annotation, molecular function: 5-formyltetrahydrofolate cyclo-ligase activity. The coding region runs from base 1 to 1110 and encodes 369 amino acids. The record is from RefSeq and is a predicted model, not a curated record. Gene Ontology annotation, biological process: folic acid-containing compound biosynthetic process; tetrahydrofolate interconversion. The transcript is spliced from 9 exons. Gene Ontology annotation, cellular component: mitochondrion.